UAGGCUCGUGCACCAGCCAGGCACAGCCAUAGGAAACGCCGACGCCCUCAGCAGAUGCCCGUCGAAGAAGCCGGUCGAAGACCCAGCCCCCACACUCCACCUACUGCACAUUGAUGACGACGCCAGCUGCCCGGUGUCAUCCGCAGAUGUGGCCGUCCACACCCAAAAGGACCCCACACUCCGCACAGUGAAAUCCUGGAUCCUCAGAGGGUGGCCGUCGGGAAAGCCAGAGGAAAGAUUCAGCCCGUUCGCCAGGAAACAGGAGGAGCUGUCCACCAUGAAGGGCUGUCUGCUAUGGGGAGACAGGGUGCUGAUUCCAAGCACUCUGCAACGGCGAACGUUGGAGACCUUGCACAAGGGGCACCCGGGCAUCGUCCGCAUGAAGGCACUGGCACGGAGUUAUGUCUGGUGGCCCUCCAUGGACAAAGACAUUGAACAAUGGGUCUCCAGAUGUGACCCGUGCCAAGAAGUUCGCCCAGCGCCGCCGCAAUCCGAGGUCGCGAAGUGGGAGACCCCCGGCAACCCCUGGUCGAGGGUCCACAUUGACUUCGCGGGUCCGAUGCAGGGGCGACACCUCCUCAUCGUGGUAGAUGCCUUCUCCAAAUGGCUCGAGGUGGUGCCCAUGGCAUCUACCACAACGGACGCGACGAUCCGAGCCCUGCGCCGUCUCUUCGCCACUCAUGGUCUACCGGAUGUGCUGGUCUCAGACAACGGCCCCCAGCUCACAUCCUUGGCCAUGGAAUCCUUCCUGGCGGGACUGGGCAUCCGCCACGCCCUGUCCGCCCCUUACAGGCCGGCCGGAAACGGACAAGCGGAACGCAUGGUCCGACUGACCAAAGAGGCCCUCACCAAGAUGGGCCCGGGGGACUGGCAAGAGCGCAUAGACAAUUUCCUCCUCACCCAGCACAUCACGCCACACGCCACCACCCACAAGAGCCCGGCCGAACUGUUGAUAGGCAGAAGGUUGAGGUCACCCUUGGACCGGCUGCACCCCCAAUACAGCCCGGAAGUGACCGCAACCGCCAGCCGCCCGCUUCGCGCCUUCAGCAACGGAGAUUCAAUUUUCGCGCUGAAUUUCAGCGGCUCUCCUAAGUGGCUGAAGGGGAAGAUUGCCAGCACAACCGGCCCCAAAUCAUACAUCGUCGAGUUGGAAGAUGGACAGUUCGCGAGACGUCACAUCGACCAACUCCGAAAAAGGUGGGGGGGGAGCGCAUGAAAACCAGCCUGACGAGGGAGGCCUACAACACCCCGAUGAGGUAGACCUCCAACACCCCAGCGAGGUAGGCCUACCACACCCAGACCCGGUAGGCCUACAACAACCCGGCGAGGUAGGCCUACGACACCCCGACGAGGUAGGCCUACCACACCCCUGCGAGGCAGAGCAGCACCACCCCGUCAAGGUCGGCCCAGCCCACUACCAGAU
This is a messenger RNA of Pantherophis guttatus, 1423 nucleotides long. Lineage: Eukaryota; Metazoa; Chordata; Lepidosauria; Squamata; Colubridae. The record is from RefSeq and is a predicted model, not a curated record.